Messenger RNA from Betta splendens (Siamese fighting fish), 1721 nucleotides. It is a transcript of the gene nkx3-2, whose product is annotated as NK3 homeobox 2. NCBI's taxonomy places the organism in Eukaryota, Metazoa, Chordata, Actinopteri, Anabantiformes, Osphronemidae. Gene Ontology annotation, molecular function: DNA-binding transcription factor activity, RNA polymerase II-specific; RNA polymerase II cis-regulatory region sequence-specific DNA binding. Gene Ontology annotation, biological process: regulation of transcription by RNA polymerase II; cell differentiation. The record is from RefSeq and is a predicted model, not a curated record. The transcript has 2 exons. The coding region runs from base 246 to 1043 and encodes 265 amino acids. Gene Ontology annotation, cellular component: nucleus.
GGUGGACGGUAAAGUAUUUGGGUGAAAAGGGCCGGAGUGCGGCGCGAGCGCGAGCUGAUGGCAGAGCUGUGCACGGAGCAUCACCGUGCGCGCGGACGUAGCGGGAACUUUCCACGGGGAUGCGACCAGGAAGCAGCACUGCGGGGAGAAGCUCCACGGAGGGAUCCGCUUAAAAUGUGGAUGAAGUGACAGUCACGCUGCUGGUCAUUUACACAGAGUGGAAGAGGGACUGCGCUUUCGUGAAAAUGGCUGUUCGUGGCAACUCGCUGAUGCCGUUCUCGAUCCAAGCCAUCCUGAACAAAAAGGACGACAGUCGACACUUGCCAGAUUUGGACAUGUGCUUCUCCAAGACGACGUGCUGGAAAAUAUUUGGGGAGAUGAACGGCGGCCCCCGGAGGGACGGCGGGGGCGUCUGCGAGCCGCCGGACCGGAAAGGCUACGACUCGGACUCGGGGCUCAGCGACGACAACGAGGGGAAGCCCGCGGCCGCGUGCAGCUCGGAGAAGGACGCGGAUCCGGCGUCGGACGUCCAGGAGGAGAGUGUGCAGGAGGAAACUGACCACGAGUCAGCGGCCGCGGAAAACACGAAGAGCGACAGCGAGCCCGGCAACGCCGCGGACUCCGGGCCGCUGGACGACAAGAGCCUGGACCAGCCCAAGCAGCGCAAGAAGCGCUCCAGGGCCGCCUUCUCGCACGCCCAGGUCUUCGAGCUGGAGCGCCACUUCAACCACCAGCGGUACCUGUCCGGGCCCGAACGGGCCGACCUGGCCGCCUCCUUGAAGCUCACGGAGACCCAGGUCAAGAUCUGGUUCCAGAACCGCCGGUACAAGACGAAGCGCCGCCAGAUGGCCGCAGACCUGAUGGCGUCCACCCCCGCGGCCAAGAAGGUCGCGGUGAAGGUUCUGGUGCGCGACGACCAGAGACAGUACACGCCGGGGGAGAUCCUGCGGCCCCCGCUGCUGUCCCUGCAGCCGUCCUACUAUUACCCCUACGCCUACUGCCUCCCUGCGUGGACGCUCUCUGCGUGCGCGGGGAACCAGUGAGAACUCGGCGACCGUAUUUAUUCAUUUGAUUUGCUCCCAGGAAAUAUACUGAUACUUUUGACAAGAGUCGGAGACGCGAGGAGACCGCGGAGUUCUGCAGCAGUUGAACGGGUCCAGACCGAGGGGUCCCCGAACUGUUAAAACGACGCAUCCGCUUAGUUUUAUCUCUCAGAUAAACGAUAACAGAGUGACUGUGAGAAGGAAAGUGGACGUCCUCGUUAAAUCCCAGUGUGAUAACCCCUGAGACGUCAGUAACACCCACGUAUUCUUCUCCUCGGGAGACCGUCAUAAACCUCUGAAGCCUUAGAGACCUAUAAACUGAACAUGUCACCUUGUGUUGGUUUGUAUUGUACAUGCGCCUUCCUACCUCUGCAGUGAUUGGAGCAUUGACUUUUCAAACAACUGUCUCUGUUACAGGUUUGUUAUUUUCUUGCUGUGUUUGUAAAGGUAAGAUAUUUCAGCACUUUUGAGCAUAUACGUUACAUUAUUUCAAUGUAAGAUGCAUUAUAUUGUAGGCAAGUACAGUGUCAGACUGAGAGGAGGCGGUGUGCCGUGUCAGCGGCCUGAAAGCGACCAGGACGCAGACCGGGACACACCAGCUUCUAAAUGAAAUGUGUUAUUUGUGUUCAAUGGCUGUUUAGACCGAAAUACAUUAAAACAUAUCAGGCAUAAUAUUCA